Necator americanus (New World hookworm) is the source of this 315-nucleotide messenger RNA. RefSeq lists its product as uncharacterized. Lineage: Eukaryota; Metazoa; Nematoda; Chromadorea; Rhabditida; Ancylostomatidae. The transcript is spliced from 2 exons. The record is from RefSeq and is a predicted model, not a curated record. Bases 1 to 315 code for a protein of 104 amino acids.
AUGAACAAUCCGUUAGUGCAGUCAAGUAUUGGCGCGGACGGCAUAAACCGCGACGGACGCGCAGUGAUCGGCGUCACAAUCGUCGGUGGAUGUGAAGUAGCGACGGCGACAUGCUUCGCCGAUGGCAACAGAGACACCCUGAUCAUGGUGUUUACGGGCGGGGUACCUUUCAUCAUGAAUGGCGGCUGCGCAAUGGCGGACCUUCCUCCGAACUUGAUCACCUGCAACGCCAAUGGCAACUGGGUGUUCGCUGUCACUGGCGAGAUCAACCCUUCCAUCCAAUGCAGUGUAACGACUGUCGGUCCCGACUGUUAG